Messenger RNA from Lates calcarifer (barramundi perch), 5857 nucleotides. Its product is annotated as protein mono-ADP-ribosyltransferase PARP14-like. Gene Ontology annotation, biological process: negative regulation of gene expression. Gene Ontology annotation, cellular component: nucleus; cytoplasm. Gene Ontology annotation, molecular function: transcription corepressor activity; NAD+ poly-ADP-ribosyltransferase activity. The record is from RefSeq and is a predicted model, not a curated record. Lineage: Eukaryota; Metazoa; Chordata; Actinopteri; Centropomidae.
AGCUACCAGAGGGCGCACCUGAGCAGGGCAGUAGGCACAGUGCGCUCAACCCGGUGUCACCACCGCCUCGCUGCGGCCUUAUCAAGCUCAGACCUGUGUUUGAUUUUUUAAAUCUGCCAAGCGUUUACAACAUGGGUGAUCCAUACCCGUAUCCGGUUUUCUUCGAGUGCCCCAGCCUGGACGGAGAGCAGCGGAAGAAGAUACAAAACUAUUUCAACAUUCGCCGUAAAUCUGGAGGAGGAGACUGUGGUUCAGUCACGAAUAUAAAGGAUAAAGUUUACAGCAUUGCUUUUAAAGAGCGUGAAGCUCAGCAAAGAGUCCUGCAGAGAUGUAAACAUAUGUUGGAGUUUGCAGGUGGUCCUCUGGAGCUGACUGUGCGAGACAGCCCAGGACCUCACAGCUCCUCUCCCAUCACCACCUCGUCUCCAGGCCAGUCAGUUAGUGCAAGACUGGGCUUAACCUCAUCACAGCAGAAACAGCAGUCUGUUCUUGGUUCAAGCCUGCCACCAAGUGGUGAAUAUGAACUACAACCUGAUGCAUACCUCCUUCGCUACUUAAAGGAAUGUGCCCAGGCCCAGAAGGAACUAGAGAAAGAACUUGCCUCUCUGGCCUGCUCUCUCAGCUUACACCCAGAGGAGGGAAGGGUUUUAGUCAGGAGUUUAGCUCAACCUGGUGCUGCAGGUGAAGGUAGAAACUGGAGAGCUGAGGUAGACAAACUCUUUAAUGGCUACCUGUGCCAUUAUGAGGUGGACCCUCACAAAGUCAAAGCUUUGCUUCAGUCCUGCAGCUCUGGUCAGACCACAGAUGAGGUGAAGGUGUACAGUGAGGGGGGGGUAGUUGUUGUGGUUGGGAAAAGUUCUCAGGUGAAUGGCAGGUUGAGGGAUAUAAAGGACUUCACUGUUAAACGUCAAGGGUCACGUUUAAGUGAAAAGCAAACCACUGUUCGUCGUUUGGGUGAGGCCAAACUCUGUCUCCUCUGGAAAGAGAUUGAACAUGGUUUGGGACAGAAUUUUCCAGGAGUUAAAGUCACACAGGGAGAGGCAGGUCAGGUAGUUCUGGAAGGUUCUGUGGAAGAUAUUCUUGAGGCUGGAGAUUGGAUCUCCAAUAAGGAGAGUUUGGUGUUAGAAAGGACGGUUUCUAACAUGAGGCCACAUCUUUUGGCCUUCCUAAGGAAAGUUUAUGGAGGUCCAAGGGUUCUAGCUGAUGUUUUAGGGCAUGGUUACAAGGUGGAAGUAGACUUACGAGAUACAGAGCUACGUUUCUAUUCCCUCUCUGCUGAUGAACUGGAUGAGACAGAAAAAAAGAUACAAGAAAAGUUUAAAGAAGUCAAGAUUGAUCUACCUAUCAGCUCUGCUGGUCCAUCUGAGCUUCGGGAAAAGCUGAAGUCCAAGACAAAUGAGAUGAACCAGGGACAAUGUAGGGCUCAGGUCCUGUUUGGCUCAGACAGCACAGUCUGCUUAUUGGGCCACACCAAAGAGGUUGAAGAUCUAAGUGAAACUGUCACUCAGUUUAUUUUGGACCAUGCAAACAUAGAAGGCAAAGUCACUCUCCGUUUCCCAGAGUUAGUACAACUCUUACCAGAACUGCUGCAGGUGCAUAAGUUUGACUGUUCAGGGGUUACCCUCCAUCCUUUAACCUCUUCCUCUGGGCCUAUGGUGGUGCUGCAAGGUCCAUCCAGCAAGGUCACUGAGGUCAGGAACAGGCUGGGUCCAUUUCUAGACUCCUUGGUCCAGGGCAGAGUCACCAUUAACCUGCCAGGUGCAGUAAGGUAUUUUGAAAGUCCCUCUGGAAGAGAGAACAUUUUAAAAGUUGCUCUUUCUCAGAAGUGUCUUAUACAGCUUCAAAAACAACCUCACGCUACUAGAGAGAAUUUGGUAUCUUUUGCAAGAUUGAGUAAUGGAGGGGCAACAGUUGCUAGGUACAGCUUUCGUGAUGGGCUCCAAGUGCUGGUGUGUCAGGGUGACAUCACCCAACAGGAAGCUGAUGCCCUCGUUAAUGCUGCUAAUGAAGAUCUGGACCAUGGCGGAGGUGUAGCUGCUGCACUGAGUAAAGCAGGCGGUCCUGAAAUACAGAGGGAGAGCAAAGCCUUGGUAAAGUACACUGGGAAAAUUCGUACAGGUGAUGUAGUAGUGACCACAGGGGGGAACCUAAAGUGCAAGAAACUGCUGCAUGCUGUUGGACCUGUAGCUGGAAAAGCAGGUGGCAGAGAAAGGUCCUUGCUAGAAAAAGUUGCAUAUUCUGCUCUGAAUUUGGCAGAAAUGAUGGAGCUUAAGUCUAUAGCCAUUCCCUGCAUCAGCUCAGGUGUGUUUGGUGUUCCUGUCACUGUUUGCUCUGAAGCUAUUGUGACUGCCAUAAAAGUGUUUACUAGUCAGGGAGGACGAAGUCUAAGCAGAAUCAUCCUGAUUGAUAAAAGAGGAGAGGUGGUGAGGGCCAUGCAGGAAGCUUGUGACAAGAUUCUCCAAGGGAUAAGUAUCAGAAACAGUACGCCAAGUGAUUUUGGGUUCCCGAUGGAUGCUGCUGCCCAAGACACAGCCAGAGGAGCCACUGCGGGAGCUCCUGGAGAUGGUGUCCAUGUUGAGAUUGUUCAGGGAACCAUCGAGACCCAGCAGGUGGAUGCCCUGGUAUCUCCUAUGGUUGGUCAUAAUCCUCUCUCUACCCGCGUUGGAAACGUUUUGUCGAAUGUGGUGGGACCUCAGCUGUCUGCCACAUUUCAUAAAGAUGCAGGAGGAGCAACGCUGCCUGGUGACAUAGUCCUUGUGGAGGGCUUGCCUGCACUGCAAUCUAAAGCAGUGAUCUUCCUCAAUCUUCUUUCCUGGGAUAAUAACCAACAUGGAAGUGCAAUCCAGGCUCUGAGACAGGCCAUAAGAAAAGUUCUGGCUUCUUGUGCGAUCAGAGGUUUUAGUUCAGUUGCUCUCCCUGUGCUUGGGACCGGAGCUGUCCUGCGUUUUCCUCACAGCAUGGUAUCCAAGGUUCUUCUGGAGGAGGUCAAUUUUUUUGCACAGAACCGAGCCACCAGAUCACCUUUCCUGGUCCGUGUUGUCAUUCACCCCAAUGACAGAGAAUCUAGCAAGGCCUUCCAGUCUGCUCAGGGAACUUUGCAUCUCAGAGGAUUCACAAAUGAUUCAAACCCAGAUCAAGCUCCCUUUUACCGCCAUGUCUCUGAAACUAAUACUGAGGUCACAGCCAUGCUGGGUGGAGUCAAACUUCAGAUGGUCAGUGGUAACAUCGUAAAUGAGGGCACCGAUGUCAUUGUCAACACAACUGACUUCUCCAGCAACCAAUCUGGUGUCUCCAAAGCCAUUCUGACUGCAGCAGGGCCUACUGUUCAAGCAGCGUUAGCACAAGUGGGCAUUCCAACAGACUAUAUGUGCACCACAGGACCUGGGAUGCUUGGGUGUAGAGAGAUCAUCCAUGCUAGUUUCAGGGGUGAUCCUCAGUUGAUUCGGAAGAACUGUAAAAAGAUACUGAGGCAGUGUGAGAGCAAAGGCUACCACUCAGUAGCCUUCCCAGCCAUCAAUACUGGUGCGGCUGGUAUGAACUCUGUUAAAGCUUGUAAAGCCAUGCUGGAUGGCAUGGCGAUGGCUAUCACAGACUUGAAACCAAAUUUCCUCUCAGUUAUCCGCAUUGUCAUCCUGCAACAACCUGUCUUCCAGGCUUUCAGAUCAGAGCUGGAGAAUCGCUUUGGACAAAUUGCCCCUUGUCGCCUUAGCCUAAAAGAAAAAGCUAAACAGCAGCUCAAGAAGUGGCAAGAAAAGCGUUCAAGAACAUCAACAACUUCAGCACCACAAGACAAAACCAUCAUCUCCUCAAAACCAGACCCGGCUGUAAUAAGUGUGAUUUGUUGUGGUCUAGACAUCAUGCAGAUCAUCAAGAGAGAUUUGGAGGAGAUCCUCCAGAAGCAGCUGGUAGAGAGAGAGGUGAAAGUGGACGAUGUUUCCAGACUUGAUGACAUGGAGCUGGAGGCAGUGCAAGCAAAAGUCAGAGUCUUAGGAAUAAGUCUUGAACACAGGAGAGGUCCAGGCUCUCAAAGCGUGAAUGGCAACAGAGCAGCAAACACAGCUAGAACUGAAGCCAGAGAUCGGUCAGGGUCAAGAGAAGAGGUGUAUGUGCUGAGAGGCCUGAAAGAGGAUGUUUUGAGUGUUACUGAACUCAUAACCAGAGCAGUCCAUGAAGCACUUUAUGAGGAAAAAGAAGCAAUGUUGGCUCUUAACGUCCAGUGGUCGAUUCAAGAUGUACAUGGAGACUGGAAUGAACUGAGCCUAGCAGAGAACUCUGUGCUGGAGAAUGCUCACCUGAAUAACCAAAUGCUUGUAGAUGUGACGGCACCAGACGGAGUGACAGUGAAAGUAAACUUGGGGUCAAAAGAUGCCACAAAUAAUCUGACAGGGUUCACACACAAAGUGAAAAGGAGCGAAACUGGGUCAGCCUUAGAGUUGCCACAACAAUGGGAACCUAUGCACAACGAAGUCUUUAAAAAGGUGGAGCUACAACCUAACUCACAAGAGUAUCAGGUCGUGGCCCAAGGUUUCCUCAAAACAGCUAAAUAUAACAUUCAAAAGAUUGAACGUGUACAAAACUUCUACCUAUGGCAUGCCUAUAGUGUGUGUAGGCAGCGUAUAUUUGCCAAGAAUGGUCCAGCAGAACUUGGGGAGAAGUCUCUCUACCAUGGCACAUCGGCAGAAGCAUGCAGCUGCAUUGAAAAGGACAGAUUUGACAGGAGCUUCGCAGGAAAACAUGCUGCUGCGUAUGGAAAUGGAGUUUACUUUGCUGUCAAUGCAGACUAUUCGGCCAGAAAGUUUUCCCCACCAGAUGCAUCAGGCCUGAAGAGGCUGUAUGUUGCUCGUGUUCUGACCGGCCGAUACACGGUCGGUAAGUCUGGCAUGAAAGCCACCCCUCCUCGUGGCACAGACCCCACUGACUGCUUUGACAGUUUAGUGAACAACCUGCAGCAGCCCUCCAUGUUUGUGGUCUUCCAUGAUGACCAGGCCUACCCAGAAUACCUCAUCACUUUCAAAUAAGGAAAACUGAGAAAAAGUCAUGGCUCAGGUGGUGUGACAAUGGUCCUUAACAGUGAUAAACAUAGAAUGUUCCAUAAAUUUGUACAUUUACUUAAUGUUUUUUUUCCAGUUCUGAUUUUGAACUGUGUCAAUUUCUCAGCAAGAUAGAAACACAUCAGUGUAUAACAAAACCUAAUUAGGCCAAUAACUUUGGCAAAGACUGUUCUGUAAGAUUUACUGUAUUUUCAUAUUUUAAUCUUUGAUGUCAAAAAGUUCUGAUACCAGUUAUAAGUUUACACAUUUAGCAUUGUGUUAUCAGUAUACAGAUUUUAACAAAUGUUUCUAUUUUUUAGCAUUAUUCAUCCAAUUAACCUAGUUUUACAUUAUGUUACAGAUGAUGUAUCAUAAUAUAAUAUAAUAUUACAUGUUCAUAGUGUGUAGAGCAAACCAAUUCUUUUAUUCUAUAAAUUAAAUUGUAACUAGGGUUGAAACCAGCCUGGCCAUGGUAACUGAUUUAUGAAAAAUGGCAUAAAUUUAGGGGCAUAAGGGAGUCUGCUGUAAGUUACUUGCAAGUGAAAAGUAAAAAAAAAAAAAAAGUUUUCACUCUACAAUGAAGAUUGUGUGACAGAGAAAUCCAAGUAUCUUCGCACAUCCUGAAUGUAAAGAGGAUUUUUCUUUGACAAUGCAAGAGAAUUCUGAAUAAAUAUGAAGAUUAUUUGAAUAUGAAGAUAAAUUAAAAAAAUAAACAUGAAGAUAAUUCACAUAAUAUUUGUAUAUGAAAAACACAAUUACACAAGAUUCUAAGUACUUGAUAACAAUGCAAAUCAAUAAGAUAAUAAAAGGAAGACUUGUUAAUGAGA